CCUUUUUUUUUCCUUUCCAAAUUAUUAUUAUUUAUUAUUAUUAUCUUUUAUUUUUGCACUUAACAUUUCCUCUCCAUAUAAAAAACGAAAAUGGAAGGCCAAGCGAGAAUGCGGACGCUUUUGGCCGCCGGUGGAACCUAAGGAGAAGAUUCUUCCCCUUCAUUAAAUUCAUAUAUUCAGAGAGAGAAAGAGAAAGAAAAAAGAAAAAGGAAUCUCGAUUCCCUCUCUGUCUCCUGAAAUUCCUCGAAUUUUCUCGAGGAAUUUGUCGGUCCGGUGGCGUUUCGCCGAAGCGAAGUUUCUCCUUAUCGAAUUCCAACGAUCAUGUAAAGAAUUAAUAUAGUUUUUCAGCUUGAUUUUAUUCUUUUUUGGAACUUUCUCCCAGAUUCAGAAGGCUAAGCGAACAGGUGGCAAAAGAAAAAGAAAAUGCUGUGCCGGAUGGCAUUGCUUCACCGGAAGAAAAAGACCGGUGCUGUACCGGUUUAUUUGAAUGUCUAUGAUUUGACUCCUAUUAAUGGCUAUGCUUACUGGCUUGGUCUUGGGAUCUACCAUUCCGGUGUUCAAGUUCAUAAUAUUGAAUAUGGUUUUGGAGCACAUGACCAUCCAAGCACUGGGAUUUUUGAGGUGGAACCAAAGCAAUGCCCUGGUUUCACUUUCAGAAAGUCAAUAUUGAUUGGAAGAACUGAUCUAGGUCCUAAAGAAGUCCGUACAUUCAUGGAGAAGCUAGCUCAAGAUUAUCCUGGGAACAGUUACCAUCUUAUCACCAAAAACUGCAACCACUUUUGCAAUGAUGUGUGUCACAAGUUGACUGGGAAAACAAUUCCUCGUUGGGUUAAUCGUCUUGCUCGUUUAGGUUUUCUUUGUAACUGUGUCUUGCCAGCGGAAUUAAAUGAAACCAAAGUUCGCCAAGUUAGAUCACAAGAUAAAGUGCAAGAGGGAGAGAAGAAGAAAUUGAGAAGCCAUUCAAGCAGGUUAUUAGCUGCAACAAGCGCAGCCUCCCCUUCACUGACUCCUUGUUGCUCUACAGGUGCUGGGAACAGAAGUAAUAGACAAAGACACCGUGUUUCUCCACCUACAGUUCAUGAUACUUCUAUCCCAAAACUGAAAGUGAAGGUUUAAUGGGAUCAGGUUUUUCAAACUUUUUUAGGAAUAUAGAAUUCAAAAAAGAAAGAAAUCAACUAUAGAUCGAUCGAAAUUGCAAAUUUCAUUCCUGCCCCCAUCUUAUUAUCUGGUUUUUCCUUAUCUUUUUCCCCCCAUUUUUCUCCUAAACGGCUGCUGGGAAGUUGACAAGUUGUUACAGCCGUUUCUACUUGUAAAGCUACUUUAUUGUUUUCAAGAAGUGUAAGCCUUGUGACAUCCAAUCCAAUACAUUGGUUCCUCUCAUAGUUUCACUCAAA
Jatropha curcas is the source of this 1394-nucleotide messenger RNA. RefSeq names its product PPPDE thiol peptidase family protein. Gene Ontology annotation, molecular function: deubiquitinase activity. Gene Ontology annotation, biological process: protein deubiquitination. The record is from RefSeq and is a predicted model, not a curated record. NCBI's taxonomy places the organism in Eukaryota, Viridiplantae, Streptophyta, Magnoliopsida, Malpighiales, Euphorbiaceae.